UUCAAAGCAAUGUACAAAGUCAUGAAUUACUUCUUAAUUUGGGUUUUGGGUUCUGCUGCUUCUGCAGUUCUAGCAAAGCAAACAUUUCAUGGUGACAAGGUGUUCCGUGCCAAGCUUCAGACAGAAGGACAUGUGGCACUCAUUCACAAAAUAAAGGAAGCAAUCAAGCUGGACUUCUGGCACCCAGACACGGCAGACAGAAUGGUCCCACACACGGAGGCUGACUUUCACGUUCACAGUGAUCAGGCAGAUUCUGUUCAGAUUCUUCUGCAACAGAACUCAGUGCCAUAUGAAGUUUUGUUCCAUGAUCUUCAGGAAGGUAUUGAAGCCCAGUUGAACAACACGAAGAAGUCAAAAAGACACAGUUAUACAAAGUACAAUACGUGGGAAAAGAUUGUUGAAUGGACGAGCAAACUGACCAAGAAAUAUCCUAACCUUGUACAAAGAAUUGACAUUGGAAAAUCUGUAGAGGGGCGCCCCAUGUAUGUCCUGCAGGUGGGAAAUCCAGACUCUGCAACAAAAGCAAUUUUCAUGGACUGUGGAAUACAUGCACGGGAAUGGAUCUCACCAGCAUUCUGUCAGUGGUUUGUUAAAGAGCUCAUUAAAGGUAAAAACAACAUAAGAGAACUAGUGAAGAGCCUUACCUUCUAUAUUCUACCUGUAUUUAACAUUGAUGGCUAUGUUUGGACAUGGACAGAGGAUCGCAUGUGGAGAAAGAAUCGAUCCCCUUCAGAAGACGCUAAAUGUGUGGGCACAGACCUCAACAGGAACUUCAACAUUUCAUGGUGUGACAUUGGCUCUUCAGAUGAACCAUGCAGCGAAAUCUACUGUGGAGCAGCUGCCGAAUCUGAAAUAGAAACUAAGAACGUGGCCAGUUUUAUCCGAAGUCAUGUGGAUUCCAUCAAAGCUUACAUCAGUUUCCACUCCUUCUCGCAGAUGUUAUUGUUCCCUUUCUCCUACACAUAUGAGCUUGCACCCGAUCACAAAGAGCUGGAUGAAAUUGCUAAAGGAGCAGUGGCUGAACUGCAGGGCCUUUAUGGAACAUCAUACACCUAUGGACCUUCUGCUUCAACAAUUUAUCCCACCGCUGGCUCAUCUGAUGACUGGGCUUAUUCACUGGGAAUUAAGUAUUCAUUCACCUUUGAGCUGCGUGAUGAAGGCAAGAAAGGCUUUCUCCUCCCACAGUCCCAAAUAAAAGCCACCUGCCAAGAAACUACUCUGGCAGUUGCAUAUAUAGCUAAAUAUGUUCUUGAUCAUUCUACCUAAGUCGCUGAGUAGUAUAUUCAGUAUACUAUAUAUUAUAUAUACCUUUUUUAUUCUGUUUCGUUCUUCAUUCUUUUAUCACCAUUGCCUUUAAUUUGCUGGUUAGGUUUUGUAACAGUACAUUUUUUUUUGUUUAUGUUGCUGUUAAGAGUACAAUUACAUGCACCAGAUGUCUUCAAGGGGUUAAGUAGUGCAGCCCAGCCAGUAUAACCUCUGUGUCUGCACCCUCAGAAGCAGAACCAUGAUUUGCAAGCAUUUGGAAUACUAGGAUCUAAUAAAAAGCUAGUAAAUAAAGAAUUCCUAUAUCCUGUUCUUCUCUGCAUCUUUGCCACAAAUAAGGAUCAGUGUGAAGCGAUUCUAUUAUAAUUCUGUUGCUGUGCAAUAUUCAAAAUGCACAGUAGAUGGCAAUGGUUACUGAUGCUAUAGAGAGUCACUGAUUGAGUUUCCAGCACUGUAAUAAUUAUGUAAAGACUUGCUUUGUACUCUGCAAAAGCAUAGUGUUGAUUAAACACACUAAAGGUCAAAA
This is a messenger RNA of Xenopus tropicalis (tropical clawed frog), 1789 nucleotides long. It is a transcript of the gene cpa3, whose product is annotated as carboxypeptidase A3. The coding region runs from base 10 to 1266 and encodes 418 amino acids. Gene Ontology annotation, biological process: proteolysis. The record is from RefSeq and is a predicted model, not a curated record. The transcript has 11 exons. Lineage: Eukaryota; Metazoa; Chordata; Amphibia; Anura; Pipidae. Gene Ontology annotation, molecular function: carboxypeptidase activity; metallocarboxypeptidase activity; zinc ion binding.